AUGCCGCCUCUUCAUGACCAUUCCGCUGAGCUUUUGUCUCAAGUGCCGUCGACACAGACCGCGAGCAAGAGACCCCAUGACGAGAUGACUGAUUCCGAAGAUCAUGCCGCCAUUCCACCGAAGCGAUCAAAGCUGAGUGGCACUGGCGAUCGCAUUGUCACCUCCAGAAAGAAAAUUCGCAACAAGCCGACACGCGAUGCAUACACCGUGGGCUGGAUAUGCGCCCUUCCGGUCGAAAUGGCCGCUGCGGAGGCUAUGCUUGACAAUGUACACGAGGACCUCCGUACCCAUGCUCACGAUGGCAAUGGCUACCUACUUGGUAGUAUGGGCAUUCACAACGUCGUCAUUGCCUGUUUGCCAUCAGGUCAGUACGGCACGAUAACCGCAGCGCUUGUGGCCUCCGACAUGGAGAAAACCUUCUCUUCCAUACGAUUUCGGUUGAUAGUCGGAAUCGGUGGUGGCGUUCCGGGUCGUUUUGAUGUACGGCUUGGUGAUGUUGUGGUUAGCCAUCCGACGAGGACUUCUCCAGGUGUGGUACAAUAUGACUUCGGCAAGACGGAGCAAAACGGCCGCUUCACUCGACAAGGAGUGCUCAACAAACCGCCUCGAGAGCUUCUCACGGCAAUUGCCAAGCUACGGUCACACCAUGGGAUAACUGUUCCUGUCAGAUCGAAGGAGCAAACCCAAUCCAAGGCUGCCUGCACCUACCUGGGAGUUGAACAAGAUCGGCUAUUUGAGGCUGAUCAUGAGCAUCACGGGGACACUUGCAUCAACUGUGACCUUUCCCGGCUCGUGAAGAGGCCGGCGCGGCCCGACAACAGUCCAAUGGUUCACUACGGUAACAUAGCCUCAGGCGACCAAGUCAUGAAGCACGGCACAACAAGAGAUCUCAUUGCCAAAGAGCUUAGUGUGCUCUGUUUUGAGAUGGAGGCGGCUGGGCUGAUGGACAAAUUCCCAUCCUUGGUCAUUCGGGGCAUCUGCGAUUACGCGGACUCGCACAAGACAAAGGAGUGGCAGCCGUACGCUGCAGCAACAGCAGCUGCGUACGCGAAGGAGCUUCUCUCGUUCAUUCAUGCUCAUGACGGCCAUAGUACACCCACCUCUUCAGUGUCUUCUGUCGUCAAUGAGCUUGAAACGACGCAACAGCAAAGGCUCCUCCUUCUAGCAUCCUUGGAAUUCGAAAACAUCGGGAGCCGUCACGAAGGCAUCCGGAAAGCCUACGCCAAGACCUGCCAGUGGCUGCUUCAGCACCCCGACUAUACGAGCUGGCAGAAUGACGAGAACUUCAGCGACCACCACGGGUUUCUUUGGAUCAGCGGGAAGCCCGGUGCUGGCAAAUCCACCAUCAUGAAGUUCCUUGUCAGUCGAGCUAGUCGGUCCCCAAAGGCAGUCGUCAUAUUCUUCUUCUUCAACGCCAGAGGAAAUGCUCUCGAGAAGACGGUCACGGGACUGUACCGGUCCCUCUUCCAUCAACUUCUCAAACAACUUCCGGUCUUGCAGGAGGUUCUAGAUGACCCAAGGCUUCCUUUUUUGGAAAAAGACACAUCUCAUACAUGGAAGCUCGACCAUCUGAGGUCCCUGUUCUUGGACGCAAUCAAAAGAGUCAAGACGCAUCAGGUGAUCUGUUUCAUCGACGCUCUCGAUGAAUGCCCCGAGGAUCAGGUCAGGGAAAUGCUGGAUUUCUUCCAAGAGCUUGGGGAGCGCGCCGUCUUGAGCAAAACUCGCAUGCACACUUGCUUUUCCAGCCGUCACUAUCCGCACAUUGGCAUCAAGAACGGGGUGAGGCUGACUUUGGAGGCCCAAGCCGGCCACGCCAAAGACCUUGAGGAAUAUGUGCGAACGAAGUUGGAGAACGGCGACGCGGACAGUCCUCAAGCCAUCGAUAUUGUGAAACAGAUUCUGCAAAAGGCAUCCGGAGUGUUCAUGUGGGCUGUCCUGGUCGUGGAAAUACUCAACAAGGAGUAUCAGAGGGGCCGCAUAUUCGCAGUGCAAAGGCGUCUCGAUACGAUACCAGAGAAACUAGGCGACCUCUUCAAGGACAUCUUGACCCGGGACAACGAGAACAUGGACGACUUGCGCCUCUGCAUCCAGUGGAUUCUCUUCAGCAGAAGACCGCUGAAACUGAAGGAGUACUACUUCGCUCUGGCGUCUGGACUGGAAACUGAUGACGCUUUGGUGUGGGACUCUUCUCGGAUUCCGCAGAAAUGCAUGGAGCUGUUUGUCUUGAGCUCGUCCAAAGGCCUUGCCGAGACUACUGCGACAUCCAAGGCGACGAACACGGACCCCACGGUUCAGUUCAUUCAUGAGUCGGUUCGGGAUUUUCUGCUCAAAGACAAUGGCUACAAAGCCAUCUGGCCGGAUGCAGGACCCGACUUCGAGGCGAAAAGUCACGACAGGUUGAAAUCCUGCUGCUUUUCAUACAUCAAGGUUGCCGCCACGCACUGGUUAUCCGUCUCAAUGUAUGCUGGAACGUCACUUCCGAAGGCAUGCUCGUAUGAGGCGAGCGAUCUACGACUCUUUGUUGGAUACAUGCUACCAUUUUUGGAGUAUGCCAACAGUCAGCUUUUCCCCCAUGCCGAAUGUGCUGCAGCUGUCAUGUCAAAGAUACGCUUCCUCCAAGAGUUCAGGCAGAUCCAGGCUGCGUGGGUCGUAUUCUUCAACCUUUUCGAAAAGUACGAAGUGCGUCGACUCCACAAGAAGACGAGUCUUCUCUGCAUUCUGGCGAUCCAGAACUCGAGUUCCCUGCUUCGAGAAUGCCUAAAACUCGGCAUUGGAGCAGAAGAGCCAACGUGGAGGGUUAGCAGUGAGCACUACUGCACACCACUUCACGCGGCCGUCUUCAAAGGUUCCCAAGAGGCAGCCGAAGUACUAGUGCGCUACAGCGCUAAGAAUGGGGGAAGCCUACGCAAGCAAGCGGCGAGGGAGCUCCAUAUUGAUGUCGUCAACAAGAGGGGGCGUACUGCUCUAUCAAUCGCCGUCGAGAAGCAGCAAAGCAGAGUUGUAGGGGCGUUGCUCAGACGUGGAGCGGAUACGACACACAAGGACCGGAACGGCCAAACUCCUUUCGAUUUGGCCAUUGAGAGAGGUCAUGUACCUACGGCGAUGCCUUUUUUUGAUCCGGUCGAUCCGGUCUAUUCAGUCGAUGCAGUCAAAUCAGUCGGUCCAUCACCAUAUCAACGAAAUUCUACCGAGCUUCUCAAACAGGCAAUCGCUUCGGCAGUGCGCUUGAGACAAGAUAAAAUGCUCGAUGCGUUGCUCAAGCGCGGCUCGGAGCUCGGCGUGGAUCUCGGAAGCGAGCGUUCGCGCUUUGCAGAAGUUGUUGUGAGGGAGAAAGCCACAAGUCUUCUGAGAAUCUUUCUCGAUAACGGUGCUCCCGUUGACGAUGAUCUGCUAUGUUUAGCAGUUCGGAGCUGCCACAAAGCAACGGUACAAAUUCUUCUCGACGCAGAGGCAGACCUUUAUGGGUCCGGGGCGCUUCACCUAGCUGCUGAGUCUGGCGACAACGCUAUAAUAGAACUCUUGCUACAAAAGGGGGCUGACGUCCAGGGACAGGAUGGAUCAGGUCGGUCACCGUUGUGUAUGGCGUCUGCACGCGGACACCACAGAAUUGCAGAGAUUCUCCUUGGAGAGGGCGCGGACAUCAAUCAUGCGGAUUCCAGAGGCCGCAAUCCACUUUGGAGGUCAAUCCACGCCGGUCAUCCACACGUUGUCAAGCUUCUUUUGGACAAAGGCGCCAACGUCCACUGCGUUUACAUCAAGGGCUGCCGGCCGCUUCAUCUAGCCAUCCGUAUGAUGAAUAGCGCGCAGGAAAGCGUGCAGUUACUUCUUGAAAAGGGAGCCGAUGUCAACUGCCAGCAAGACAACGGCAUGACGGCGCUUCAUCUUGCAGCGCAGAGAGGAGAGCAUUCUGUUGUGGAAACGCUACUAAGAUACGGCGCUGACCCCAACCUGGGCGACAAGCGCGGCAAAACAGCGCUCUCUGAAGCCAUCAAUCGCGCCGUCGAGUCUUACCCCGACCACUCGCAAGAGACAAUCUUGUCUCUCGUCCGGGGCGGCGCCGAAUUGGACGCUCCCAGCCCGGAAGGCUUGGACAUUCGCGCCUGGGCCCUUCGGUUGGAAGAGAAGCAUCCAGGGAUCGGUAUUCAUCAGUCGCUGUUGGCGGUGAGGGAAGAUGGAGCCCUCACUAGCCUUCUUCGACACUUCAGAGAGGGCAUACCACCAGCCGACACGCCCAAGUGUCGAUUUGAGUACUCUGGCAAAGAAGUCGAUGACUUCCCGAGACCUGCAGCUUAUCGCCCGCGAGGCUCAACGGACGGCGAGUGUACGCUGGAGAAUGUCGGAAAGAACGCCUUGCUCCCAGCUGAAUGUCGCGGCAGGCUGCAGGCUGCAGUCGACGGGCGCUGCGGUUCCGGGCCAAUAUUACGAGGACUGCAACGACGUGGCCCUACCUGGCUGGGAAAGGAGUCUUCCAGAACCACGUUCCAUGCUGGCCGAAGCACGUCGACAACGCCGGCAAUCAUGGGCAAGCGAGCGCAGACGGAGGAAUCAAACGAUUCGGAGGAAGAACGGCGCCCAAGAUUGACCAAGCGACCUCGGGAGGAGGAGGAAGAGGAGCCUUCUACGGACGAAGACAGUAACGGUGACGACAGUGACAACAGCGACAGUAGUGAUGACUGCAGCGAUAGCAGCGACGACAGCUGUACGGCACCCGACUCGAAGCGACCGAGGGUGCAGCAGACUCUCCACUGUGAGGACUACACAGUUGGCUGGGUAUGUGCGCUUCCCAAGGAGAUGAAGGCUGCGAGGUUGAUGCUGGACGACCUUCACGAGUCCCUAGCCAAAAUACCAGGCGACGAAAACACCUACACUUUCGGAAACAUCAGGGACCACAACAUCGUUAUCGCUUGUCUUCCUUCCGGCCAAUAUGGAAUCACCUCCGCGGCAAUCGUGGCCGAAAACAUGCGCAGGAGCUUUCCCUCAAUCAAGGUCCGGCUGAUGGUAGGCAUAGGGGGCGGCGCUCCGGACAAGCACGACGUACGUCUCGGGGACGUCGUGGUCAGUCACCCGACAGCCACUUCUACGGGGGUGGUGCCGUAUAACUUUGGCAAGACCGUGCAAGCCGGGCGGUUUGAGCAAACAGGGUUUCUGAACAAGCCUCCACGGGAGCUCCUUGCCGUUGUCGCCAAGCUGCGAUCUGACGACAGCUCACUUCCGGAUCGUAUCUCUGCAAGCCUUGGUCAACUCCAGGAACGCGAUCCUUCAUCAGCACCCUUCACAAAACCACCAGACGAUCCAGACAGGCUUUUCGAUGCCACAUACGACCACAUCAAAGGGGAAGAUACUUGCGCUAAAUGCGAGGCUUCUAAGCUGCUGGAACGUCCGAGGAGGCCUACCGAUCACCCCAAGAUUCACUAUGGCGUUAUUGCUUCUGCAGACCAAGUCAUGAAGCACGGUCUUACUAGACGGCAGCUGGCGGAUGAUCACGACCCUCUUUGUUUCGAGAUGGAAGCAGCUGGUCUGAUGGACAGCUUUCCCUGCUUGGUUAUUCGCGGAAUCUGUGACUACUCAGACUCCCAUAAAGCCAAGAAAUGGCAGGAGUAUGCCGCUGCGACCGCCGCGGCUUAUGCAAGAGAACUCAUUUGUGUCAUCCCUACGCAUGUAAUUCAGAAUAGCUUGGUGCAUGCCAACCUGUCCCCUGCCGACAAAGCAAUGCGACGAAAAGAUCUAUGGGAGUCACUCACAUUCGACCAGAUCGACAGCCGACAAUCGAACAUCAAGUCCGCGCUUGGGAAGACAUGCCGCUGGUUGACCAGCCAUCAAAGCUACAGAGACUGGCUGGAUCCCGCGAAGCUACCUGAGCAUCACGGAUUCCUCUGGAUCAGUGGGAAACCCGGCGCGGGAAAAUCAACCAUCAUGAAGUUCGUCAUGAGCCGCACGAAAAGAGGAAAAAUCAAAAAGUCACCAGCGAAUGCGGCCGUCAUCCACUUCUUCUUCAACGCGAGAGGCGAGGAGUUGGAGAAAACGACCUUGGGAAUGUAUCGCUCCCUCCUCCACCAGCUGUUGGAGAACUUGCCGGAUUUGCAACAAGUACUUGACACGGCAAACUUCAGCCUUCUGAAAGAGGGCAGUUCCUUCCCUUGGGAGUUGCGAUUGCUGCAGAAGCUUUUCAAAAAGGCGAUCCGGAAACUUGGGCAGCGCCAGAUUAGUUGCUUCAUUGACGCACUCGACGAGUGUGCCGAAGAAGAGGUCAGGGAGAUGGUCAAGUUCUUUGAAGGAAUUGGUCGACUUGCCAUCAAAAGAGGAACCACACUCUAUACCUGCUUUUCUAGUCGCCAUUACCCGCACAUCUCUAUCCGAAAUGGUCUACGGCUUACACUAGAAGAACAGAACGGUCACGAAAAAGACCUGGAGGAAUACGUUCGAGAGAAGCUGGAAACCAAGAACAAGAAGCAAACCAAUGAUCUCACGACCCAAAUACUUCGCAAAUCCUCUGGGGUUUUCAUGUGGGUAGUCUUGGUUGUCGACAUCCUCAACAAGGAGAUUCGACGAGGGCGGAUGUUUGCAGUCAAAGGAAGGCUUGACGCGUUGCCCGCAGGACUAAGUGACCUUUUCGAAGACAUCCUGACGAGAGACAACGACAACAUGGAAGACCUGCUUCUAUCGAUUCAAUGGAUCCUCUUCGGUAAACGACCUUUGAACCGAGAGGAGUAUUACUUUGCUCUUCUAUCGGGCUUGAGCACAUCUGAAGCUCUGCAAAGCCCUGACGAGGUCCCGGCAGAAUCGAUGGAGCUUUUCGUUGUCAGCUCUUCCAAAGGACUCGCAGAGACUAUCUCAACAGAAACACACGCUCGAACAGUACAAUUCAUUCACGAAUCUGUGAGGGAUUUUCUCCUCAAAGAUGGCGGGCUACGCAAGCUCUGGCCAGACUUGGGCGAGGAUUUCGAGAACCGAAGCCACGAUCGGCUAAAGACUUGCUGUCUUGUGUACCUCAACAAAGUCGACCUCUUAGCUCAACAUUCUGAAGACAAUUACUUGUUGAACACUUCCAAUGAAGACUCGAACAGGAUCAAGAAUAGUGUUACGGACGAGUUUGAGUUCCUGGAUUACGCGACGAAUAUGGUUCUGUGUCAUGCUGACGUAGCGGCGAAAACAGUCCCUCAAGACGACUUCUUUCUGGGCUUCCCACUUGACCAAUGGAUCAAGUUGAACAACGUAUUGGAGGGCGACAAGGUUUGGCGGCACAAGCCUUAUUCCGCUAGUCUAACGUACAUCAUCGCAGGGAAAGGCUUAUCAAUGCUUAUUGAGACGGCUUUGCGUCUUGACUUCGACAUAGAGACCCAUGGGGGGCACUACAAAUAUCCGCUCCUCGCCGCUCUGAAGGAAGGCCAUGAGAGGACAGCCGAAAUCCUUUUGCAGCAUUUCGUAGUCAAAGCGGGACAAAGUAAUCAUGUUCCUGGGUCAAACUGGAGCACCGAAGUUCCCGCAAGUAUCAACUGUCACGACACAGAAGGGCGGACGCCAUUUUUCUUUGCAGCACAAAGAGGUCAGAUCAAAAUCGCGAGACGGUUGCUUGAAUUGGGCGCGACGGCUUUUUCCACGCCGAAGAAGCUUCGGUCUUCACCAUUUUAUGAAGCAGUCGAGAAAGAACAAGAAGACAUUGUAAAGCUUAUUCUAGACUGGCACUUUGAGGCUGGGCGUCCUGGAUCCAUCUCAACUUCUUGUCUUUCCGACGUCUCAAACUCACACGACAUCAACAGACAGUUACUCGGCGUAGACACUUCGAAUGUGAAACUUAGCGGGGAAAACAUGAGUCUUACGGAAGUAGCCGGUGGAACAGUCCAAAAAGAUAUUCAAUACGCAUUGGGUGUUGCCGCCAGGUUCGGUCAUACAGGCAUUGCAAGGCUUCUGCUUGCUUAUGGCGCGGAUCCCCAAGGAACCGACUACAAUAUGGAAACACCACUGAAAAGGGCUAUCGAGGCGGGAAUGGAAGCUGUUAUGGAGCUGUUGCUUGAUGCCGGAGCCACCCUCAGUCCGGCGGAAACGUUGGUUGAUGCAGGGGCCUCUGUUCAAGCCAUCGGCAACCAGAACGAAACACCCCUCCACCACGCAUGUGCAAGAGGGGAUUCGGAAAUUGCAACCACCUUGAUCAACGCCGGGGCGGAUAUUCAAGCAACUGACAAUAAGGGCAACACGCCACUUCACUUUGCAUGCUGGGGAGGGCACGCAGAGAUGGUGGAGGCUCUGAUCAGCCAAGGCGCCAAUGUUCACCAUCGCGACGAAGAUGGCAGGACUCCAAUAUUUGAUGCUGCUGCGUGCAUUUAUUCACAUGGCUUGGGUAUUUCUUUGGAGAUUUUACUCAACCAUGGCGCUGACAUUAACGAAAGAGACAGAAGCAGGCAGUCACCCCUUUUCAGCGCCGCAGAAUCUGGCUCAGAAGAAAGUCUUUCAUUUAUCUUAAGAAAAAAUGCCGAUGUGGGUGUUGUGGACGACUUUAGCCAAACGGCAUUGUUUGUGGUCGGGGGGAUUGAUCAAGCAUCGAAAGCAAGGAUACUGGUCAAAGCAGGCCUGAACCCCAAGCAUAGGGACAGUUUGGGGCAAACGACACUUCACGCAGCAUGUCUUACCCAUCGCUCAGAUCUUGAAUACCUGGAAUUCCUCCAUGAAGAGAUACAUGGCGACUUCGGGGUGGACGUACGAGACAACGCAGGCCGGACACCACUGCUGAAUGCCGCGAAGUCAUGCAACGUCAAUGCCAUUGAUUUUCUUCUCCAAAAGGGCGCCGAUCCCAACGCUACCGAUGCGGAAGGACGCACUUCUCUUUACGAAGUCUUACUGGUCGACUUAUCCUCUUAUAGAGAAAAACUUCGUUUGGCAGCGGUUCAAGGUCUGCUUGACAGCGGAGCCGACACCACGAAGCCAUGCCCAGCAGGCGAAAGUCUGAUAGACCUGGCUUCUAGACUGUGGAGAGUCAAGGAACUACACUUGCUUAGGUCUCGGUUGGAAAGAAGCAAAGAAGAUGGCGUCCUUGAAGUUGUCUUCUGA
Molecule: messenger RNA, 9042 nt
Organism: Colletotrichum higginsianum IMI 349063
Lineage: Eukaryota; Fungi; Ascomycota; Sordariomycetes; Glomerellales; Glomerellaceae
Product: Pfs domain-containing protein
Exons: 7
Coding region: 1-9042 (3013 amino acids)
Biological process (GO): nucleoside metabolic process
Molecular function (GO): catalytic activity; protein binding
Source: RefSeq, a predicted model, not a curated record